This is a messenger RNA of Mesoplodon densirostris (Blainville's beaked whale), 3908 nucleotides long. RefSeq names its product progestin and adipoQ receptor family member 3 (gene PAQR3). Lineage: Eukaryota; Metazoa; Chordata; Mammalia; Artiodactyla; Ziphiidae. Bases 182 to 1117 code for a protein of 311 amino acids. Gene Ontology annotation, molecular function: signaling receptor activity. Gene Ontology annotation, cellular component: membrane. The record is from RefSeq and is a predicted model, not a curated record. The transcript is spliced from 6 exons.
GCUGGGGUGCUGACGGCGGCGGCCCCACUGUGAGCGGAGCCCGGCCUGGGCAGCGGCAGGGCCGUAGGACCUCGCGCAACGUCCGGGCUCCGGGGCGGGGGCUGCGGGGGCGAAGCCCCCUCCCCGGGGAGGCGGGGCCUAGGCGAGCUCCCCGCUUGGGGAGCGGCGGCGGCCAGGAAAGAUGCAUCAGAAGCUGCUGAAGAGCGCACAUUAUAUCGAGCUGGGCAGCUACCAGUACUGGCCCGUCCUGGUGCCCCGCGGCAUCCGCCUCUACACCUACGAGCAGAUCCCCGUGUCCCUCAAGGACAACCCGUACAUCACCGACGGCUACCGGGCCUACCUGCCCUCCAGGCUGUGUAUCAAAAGUUUGUUUAUUUUAUCUAAUGAGACGGUAAACAUCUGGAGUCAUUUGCUGGGUUUCUUUCUCUUCUUCGCGCUGGGAAUAUAUGACAUGACAUCUGUGUUACCUUCAGCAAGUGCCUCCAGGGAAGACUUUGUAAUUUGUUCUAUUUGCCUUUUCUGCUUCCAGGUCUGUAUGCUUUGCUCUGUGGGCUAUCAUCUUUUUUCCUGCCAUCGAUCAGAAAAAACCUGUCGAAGAUGGAUGGCAUUAGAUUAUGCAGGAAUUUCUAUUGGAAUACUGGGCUGCUAUGUCUCCGGCGUAUUUUAUGCAUUUUAUUGUAAUAAUUACUGGCGUCAGGUGUACUUGAUCACAGUGCUUGCUAUGAUCCUGGCGGUGUUCUUUGCUCAGAUUCAUCCCAAUUACCUCACACAGCAGUGGCAGAGGCUCCGUUCUAUCAUCUUUUGUUCUGUUUCGGGAUAUGGAGUGAUCCCUACUCUUCACUGGGUUUGGCUCAAUGGAGGAAUCGGUGCUCCUAUUGUACAGGACUUUGCACCCCGUGUAAUUGUGAUGUAUGUGAUUGCUCUUCUUGCUUUCCUAUUCUACAUUUCCAAAGUUCCAGAAAGGUAUUUUCCAGGACAACUAAACUACCUCGGAUCAAGCCACCAAAUAUGGCAUGUCCUUGCAGUAGUGAUGUUAUAUUGGUGGCAUCAGUCAACAGUAUAUGUCAUGCAGUACAGACAUAGCAAGCCUUGUCCUGACUAUGUUUCACAUUUGUGAAUUCAGGUAUGGCCACCUGGUGUAUUCAGUUAUUAAGCAAUAUAUAACGGGGAGUUGUAUACCCCACUAUUUCUAAGAUUCCCAUUAGUUUUUCCUUUUCCCUCUAGUUUGAUGUAUCAUGAGUAAUACUUUAUAAAAAUGGAAAAAUAUACUUGGGGAUCUGUAAGAGUAACUGUUUUAUGGGCCCUUAAGACUACUAAUUUGCUGCUUGUACAGAAAGUGAAAAUUAGUUGGCAUUCAUAACAAACAUCUGAAUGACAAUGAAUGUGAAGCCAGUGUAGAAAUAGUACUCCUUUUACUGAACACCAGCUUAACUUCCUUAGGAAGGGCUCACCUCCAUUAUAAAAUGGAGUCCUCUUGUGUGAUUCCUUUAAUAGGAGAUACUUAGAGUAGAUGAUCAAUUUUAAGUGCCUAAUCAAGGCAAGGUUUGCGAUAGCCUGUGUUUAACACAAGCUGAUAGUGAUUUUGAGUAAUCACUAGCCUGUCAAUGGAUGGUUUGUGAGAAACCGGCACUUAAGAUAUUAUUUCCUUCAGCUGUAGGUUCUCUUCUCCCUAGGAACAUUGGAUUCUUUAGUUUGCUAGAACAAAAACUUUAAUUUAAACCCCUUCUCCUUUGAGAGAGGUGUUGAGAAAGGGAAAAGAACUUGCAUUGUCAUUUCCCAUCAGAUAAAAGUCAUGUUAAGGGCUUCCCUGGUGGCACAGUGGUUGAGAGUCCGCCUGCCGAUGCAGGGGACACAGGUUCGUGCCCCGGUCCGGGAAGAUCCCACAUGCUGCGGAGUGGCUAGGCCCGUGAGCCACGGCCGCUGGGCCUGCGCGUCCGGAGCCUGUGCUCCGCAACGGGAGAGGCCACAGCAGUGAGAGGCCUGCGUACCGCAAAAAAAAAAAAAAAAAAAAAAAGUCAUGUUAAGAACCGAUUACAUGACCAGGCAACAAAUUCUGUGGUCUAAAAACCAAGUUAUUAGCCAUUUAAGCUUUUCAAUUUCAAAUAUUAUUUAAUUCCAUAUAAUUGAGCUCUUGCCAGUAGACGGUAGAUUUGAGGUUCCAAAAUUCCUAUAACAGAAGAUUUUCACUUCUCUUGAGUUUGCAGUCUUCAAUUUCCUGGUGAUAGGGGUUCCCAGGUACAUGGGUGCUACUUUCAAGGGCAUAGAAUCCAGAUGGCCCAGUUCUUGACCCUGAAAUGAACCUUAAGCCUUAGAACAAAGUCAUGCAGAUGCCCCAGUUGAUGACAUGAUUAUUCACCUGUGCUCUGGUCUUUCUCUGUUUAUGCAUGUGUUAGUAUUGCACUGAUAACUCACAGUAUUGAUAUACACUAUCUAAUAUUUGGGCCUGAAACUGCAUUGUAUAUACCUAAAAAAUAGAUCUCGCUGCCCUAUUAUACAAUAUAGCACUCUUGUUCUCUGGUCUUUUCAUAUGCAUAAGUUAAAUCCCAUAAAGCAGUCAUUUAUAAAAACAUGUUGUCUAUUGGAAUAUAAAAUAUUACCCAAGUUUCUUAAUGGGUUGACAUGAACUGCUUUAAAUACUGGUGUAUCUUCAGAACAUUGGAAUUUCUAAGUAUCAGGAGGUGUUGAUUGAUGGUGAAGCUUAUUCCCAAAAUGUCGUUUAUACAUCUGAUAUUUGGAAUGUUACUUUAGUGUGCCUCAGUUUAUGCAUCUGUAAAAUUUUGUAUUUCUUUUCAUUGUAGUGUUUUUGGAAUAUGAAUUCCCCAUGCUAGUAUCUCAGCAAGGAGAAUUCUCCCCCAGUAGGCUAAGGGCACACCACAUUAUACCCCUUAUUAUGAUGGAACGCCACUUUGAAAAUGGCCAUUUUACCUCAUAGGGCCAGAAAUUUGAUUCAUAUGUUAAGUGAAAGAAGAUUUUAGUGAAAUGAUAAUAGGAUAUAUUUUCCCUAAAGCAUCCCUUAUUGGCUUACAUGGUAUUACUGCUUUUAAACAGAUAUUUUGUCAUUUUGGUCAAACAGAAUAUACUGUGUAGUUAUAAUUAAUAUAAAAAAGGAGAAGUCUAGUUAUUUUAGGUCUGGUGCCAUUUUUUUAUUACAAAAUCUUCUCAAAAUAAAAACAUAUUGAACUUUAAAUUUCAUUUUCUUUUAAUUUUUAGAAAUAGUCUUUUGUUAUAGUGUAUGAAUUAUUUAAUACUUGCCAUCUGAAUUAAUCGAUAAAAAGACCAUGCUUUAAGACUGUUCUUGAAUUUGAAAAGCAUACAGGUCUGACUGUAAAGGAGAACUAAAUUAUACCAUGUAAACGUUUCAUCUUUUUAUGAAAAUAUUAAAUAUUGUAAGAAAGUUCUUUUUAUCUUUACUAUAAUGUACUUAUUAUAAAGUAGGGAAUGAAUGAAUGUGGAUUGCUGUCAACUAUAAACACUUCUGUAUAUCAGCAUUUAUUGACCACCUACUGUGUGCACAUCACUACUGGCAAAAUUUUUAAGACAUUGUUAACAUUAAAGAAUAUUUAAAAAUUGCCUAUGAAUCUGAGCCUUGUAAUGUAUAUUUAUUUUUGUUUUGUAGAUUUAUUAAAAUAAGAUUAAAAGUACACUAUUCAGCUACAGUACUAAAAAAGACUGGUUUUAAUUUUACCAGUUUGUAAACUAUAAAAGCUCUUUACCUACAGAUUUACAUUUUAAAAUUAUUCAUGGCUGUUUUAAAUUGUCUAUAGUGAUUUGUAAGGUUGUAGUUAACUCAUUUAAGAGAAUUAUCUUUAUAUAUAAAACCAUUUUCAAAUAGCAAGACAGUGCUUGUCUUUCUUGUUACACUGAGUGCGGUUCAUGAGCUGCAUGGCAAAAUAUGUAUUAUGUAAAUA